This is a messenger RNA of Tigriopus californicus, 1735 nucleotides long. Its product is annotated as putative methyltransferase C9orf114. NCBI's taxonomy places the organism in Eukaryota, Metazoa, Arthropoda, Copepoda, Harpacticoida, Harpacticidae. The record is from RefSeq and is a predicted model, not a curated record.
AUCCAAUCCCACGAUCCGGCCACCUUGUUCGAUCAUUACCUGAAUACGUGUCCCCUCCAAGGGUCCAGGACUAUUCGAACCGAAGAGGCAUUGCUCAUCACUUUAGCUAGCCUGCGGCCUAAAAUCGUGUCUGUUCAAGCCAAGUGUACACUUUGAUCAUGGAGUACUUAGGCUCCAUCAACCAGGAGCUUCCGGCAUCCUGUGGUAAAAGCCAUCAUCCUCUUUGCAGUUACCUAUCUCAUUCCGGGGUUAUUCAAUUGUUUCUCCAAAGGAAGGCUCUGGUCGAACUCUGCGGGCAAAACCUGCGUGAAUCCAAAUUGCCCGUUAACCUGGUUGAGCCUGAGGUGACAUUGAAAUUCAGUGGGCUCUUUUCAAAGCAUGCCGGUGAUCUAAGUUUGGCUUUGUUGAACAUAAAGAGCGGCGUGUGUGUGAUAUUUUCUACCCAAACUCUCCUACCUGUAUCCACUAUUAUCGAAGUGAAGUCAAUGAAAGUGGGCGACUUUUCGAAUCUGGGAUACCGCCAGCUGAAAAUUCAAUUACGAUCUGGACAACCGCAUGAAUUGAACGAAAACAGUAGUGCCAAAGCUCAACCACAGGUGUCUAGCGUGCUCAGAUCUGAGUUGGAAUUGAUUCGAGACAACGUGCGACGAGCUAAAGUGCAAAUUUUGGACAUGGAUCGAGAACUCGCCAAGUUGAGUUGGAAACUCGGAAGCGAGAAUCCAAAAGGCGAUCCUGAUUUAGUGAGGAACAUCAUCGGUCGUUGUGAGGAUGCCAAUGAGAGUGCUCGCGAGGAUCGAACAGACUGGACGAUAACUUUCAGCGACCCUGUUUUAUUUCAAGACUGGGUUCUACUACCAAUGUGUGUUGAUGGAAUGGCCAUGGAACAAAAGGUAUCAGUGCAUGUGAUAUCUCCUCGGAAUCGAUCGUUCCAAGUGCUCAAAGAGGGUAACAAAAGCGGUCAAUGGACCAUCGCAAUUCAAGCGACGCUGAUAGUCGGAUAUUCAGGUCAAAUGCAAGGUUGUCUUCAUUGGAAAGUGGACUCAGGAUUCCGUCAACAGUUAUUUGAGAUACCUCGCCUUAAGAUCCCUCCGAUUGAGAUGACUAAAACAGCUUUGCGAGUGGCAUUGCCUUUCUUAAACUGCAUUCAACUCGGAUUGGUUAACCGUGCUGGAUCCGAUCUCAAAGACACCUUGCAGGCUCUUGGACUCGAUGAAAUUUCCAACGACUUGUUCGCAGAAUCAUCGAAUCGAUACCAUGGACCCGCAUUUGUAAAACUAGCUCAGCCAAGUGCCACUCAAAUUGAAAUAUUUGGGACGGAUUUGAGCCUACGGCUGAUUCUGAAACGGUUUCAUGAGGAGUGCUCGGACAAUUUCGUGAUAUUGCCUCUAUCAGCUUGGAAAUGCCUACAAGAAGGCCAAAAAGACAUUUAUAAAGUCAAUACUAGAUCUUUGAUUCAGAUUUGUCGAUGUAUUUCCGAUAUGUCACCGAUGGAAACCGCUUCUCAUCAACAAGCAAACCAGGCUUGUACAAAACAAUUGGAUAAAGAUCACUUUCAACUCCGUCAAAGCACAACCCAAGUAAAAAAUGAUACUUUUUGGGUGAAUGUCCAGCAUUUCGAUGAAGUUCUUAGCUGUAUUGAUGCCUUAAAGAUCACCCAUGAAAUUGAAUAAAAUCAAGCACUUCAAUGAGCAUUCCCAUUACAUUUCCUAAUUCGACCGCUUUCCCUUAUUUCAAG